Histoplasma mississippiense is the source of this 1353-nucleotide messenger RNA. Its product is annotated as eukaryotic initiation factor 4A-12. Lineage: Eukaryota; Fungi; Ascomycota; Eurotiomycetes; Onygenales; Ajellomycetaceae. Bases 1 to 1353 code for a protein of 450 amino acids. The record is from RefSeq and is a predicted model, not a curated record. Gene Ontology annotation, cellular component: nucleolus; catalytic step 2 spliceosome. Gene Ontology annotation, molecular function: RNA helicase activity; ATP binding; mRNA binding. The transcript has 3 exons.
AUGGCGGACGGAAUCGAUAGAACGGCGGAGGAGAGGAUGGAGUUUACAACAUCAAAGGAGGUGACUGUCGCGCCAACCUUUGAGGAUAUGCACUUGAAGGAAAACCUGUUACGUGGAAUUUAUGCGUACGGAUACGAAUCGCCUUCAGCUGUGCAGUCUCGCGCAAUCGUCCAAAUCUGCAAGGGCCGCGAUACCAUCGCGCAGGCCCAGUCAGGCACUGGUAAAACUGCGACAUUCUCAAUCAGUAUUCUACAAGUCAUCGAUACAGUUCUGAGGGAAACUCAAGCCCUUGUCUUAUCACCAACACGAGAGCUUGCCACCCAAAUCCAAUCCGUGGUUAUGGCCUUGGGGGACUACAUGAAUGUCCAAUGCCAUGCGUGUAUCGGCGGCACUAACGUUGGUGAGGAUAUCCGGAAGCUGGACCAUGGCCAGCAUGUCGUUUCGGGCACCCCCGGCCGUGUUGCCGAUAUGAUCCGCCGUCGCCACCUCCGAACCCGUCAUAUCAAGAUGCUGGUACUUGACGAAGCUGACGAACUGCUAAACCGCGGGUUCCGCGAACAAAUCUAUGAUGUUUACCGUUAUCUUCCUCCUGCCACUCAGGUUGUGGUCGUUUCUGCAACUCUCCCCUAUGAUGUUCUCGACAUGACCACAAAGUUCAUGACUGACCCAGUUCGCAUUCUUGUCAAGCGUGACGAGCUGACCCUGGAAGGGCUCAAGCAAUACUUCAUUGCAGUGGAGAAAGAAGAAUGGAAAUUCGACACCCUUUGCGACCUCUACGAUACACUCACAAUCACCCAGGCCGUGAUAUUCUGCAACACGCGACGCAAGGUAGACUGGCUUACGGAUAAGAUGCGCGAAGCCAACUUUACCGUCUCCAGUAUGCAUGGCGAAAUGCCGCAAAAGGAGCGUGAUAGCAUUAUGCAGGACUUCCGUCAAGGAAACUCUCGCGUUCUUAUCUCCACUGACGUCUGGGCUCGAGGUAUCGAUGUGCAGCAGGUAUCUCUAGUCAUCAACUACGAUCUUCCCAGCAAUCGUGAGAACUACAUCCACAGAAUCGGACGAAGUGGCCGCUUUGGACGGAAGGGUGUUGCUAUCAACUUCGUCACGAGUGAGGAUGUCAGAAUCCUCAGAGAUAUCGAGUUAUACUACUCUACCCAGAUCGAUGAGAUGCCAAUGAACGGUACGUUAUUUUACCUCCGUUACCGGCCGAUGUCGCGUUUGUCCCUGUGGCUAACACAAUCCAAUAGUUGCCGACCUUCUCACGUAACUACGCUAUCGUGGAGCACAAAUGUAGAGCAUACCUUUCCUCUUUUGUUGAUGAAUGCAUUUUCGAAAAUCCAAAUUGGCAUUUGA